AUGGCAGUCAUUAGUAUAUCAUCUCAAGACCAGUUUACGGAGUUGACUACUACCAAGGCUGGUGACAAGCUCUUGGUAUUGUAUUUCUACACCAGUUGGGCUGAGCCAUGUGUUGCUGUUGGGAAAGUUGUGGAAGCGUUGAGCGAGGAACGUUGCAACAAGGACGUUGUGUUUUUGAGCAUUUCUGCUGAAGAACAUGUGGAAAUUUCGGAGCUUUUCGAGGUGUCCUCUGUGCCAUACUUCAUCUUCAUUAGAAGCGGAACGAUAUUGAAGGAAUUGUCUGGUGCUGACCCUAAGGAGUUUGUGAAGAUUUUGAAUCAACUUAACGCUGGCGACUCCGGUGCAAACACUAACACAGAAAAGGCAGACGGUGAUGCACCAGGCUCGCCACUGACUGGGAAUGACGACGAACCGGAGGAAGCUGAGGAAACCGAGGAGCAGUUGAACGAGAGACUAAAAAAAUUAACCCAGGCUGCUCCAGUGAUGCUAUUUAUGAAGGGCACUCCAUCCGAACCAAAGUGUGGCUUUUCUAGACAAAUGGUAGGAAUAUUAAGAGAGCACCAGAUUAGAUUUGGGUUUUUCGAUAUUUUGAAAGACGAAAACGUCAGACAAGGGCUAAAGAAAUUCUCGGAAUGGCCUACCUUCCCACAAUUGUACAUCAACGGGGAAUUCCAAGGUGGUCUAGAUAUUAUAAAGGAAUCGUUGGAAGAAGACCCAGAAUUCUUCCAACACACCCUCUCGAGCUAA
Molecule: messenger RNA, 747 nt
Organism: Kluyveromyces marxianus DMKU3-1042
Lineage: Eukaryota; Fungi; Ascomycota; Saccharomycetes; Saccharomycetales; Saccharomycetaceae
Gene: GRX3
Product: PICOT family protein
Exons: 1
Coding region: 1-747 (248 amino acids)
Molecular function (GO): 2 iron, 2 sulfur cluster binding
Source: RefSeq, a predicted model, not a curated record